AUGGAGACCAAUCUCAUUGUUGAAGAUAUCCGCCUUGUUCAAGGACAGCUUUGGCUCAGCAAAAUGAAGGAGGUCUAUAAGGUAGACCAAAUUUGCCCAUGGAUCUCGUCUUUCCACCCCAACAAGCUUCCUUGCAAGAUAAUGGGCAAGAAGAUUUACCGUGGAUCAUUCAACUGGGGAAUGAAAGUAGUCUUCUCCGAUGGAACCGCAUGGCUAGUUCGAUUUCCUCGCGGUGGCCGCAUAUCCCAAGACGUCAUCGAUGAGAAGGUCGCGAUGGAAGUGACAACCCUGAGAUUGCUUCGCAGUCAGACCACCAUCCCCGUCCCGACUGUUCAUGCCUGGGGCCUUUCUGCAAGGAACCCGCUUGGUACAGGUCCGUUUAUCAUGAUGGACUUCAUUGAGGGCAAGAGCCUCCUCGACAUCUUGAUCGAUCAAGACGAUGAACAUCCGACCCGAUUGAUGCGAGAGGACAUUAGCCGUGAUGAUGUCAAAAAGAUCUACCGACAAAUGGCCAACUUCAUGUUGCAGAUGUAUCAAAUCGAUUUCGACAGAAUUGGCAGUCUGCCCUGGCCGGAAAAUGAAGGAACGAGCUUGCCACGACCUCUCACAUUCAAAGCCCAUGAGAUUGGAGCCACAGGAGGCGUGGACGUAUUUGGCGACCGAACCAAGGGAUUCGAGACCACAGACGAAUACCUCAAGCAUCUCGCCGAAGAAAAUUGGGAGCAGCUCCGCAGGCAGCCAAACUCCGUCGCCAACAGACACCACGCCGAAAAGCAGUAUCGGGCCUGCCAAAUGAUCAAAGGGCUGGUAGAGACCGGGGAUUUCACCAACCAGAAGUACAACACGGGAAAGUUCAAGUUGAUCUGCGACGAUCUAGGAUUGGCAAACCUGAUCGUCCGCAGUGAGACAGACUUGACCGUUGUCGGGGUGAUCGACCUUGAAUGGUCAUACGCCGGCCCUGCCCAGAUCGCUGGCUCGGCACCAUACUGGCUCCUUCAGGAUCGACCUACCAACGGCGAUUGGGAUUAUGAGGACGGUCAACCAUCCCGAGCCGCCAAUCGAUACUUCGAUCACCUCGACCUUUACCUGGACAUCCUAAAGGAAGAGGAAGCCAAGGUCCCGGAAUACGGACAUGAGCUCUCCGAUAUGAUCCAAUGGUCCCAGAAAUCUGGGGCCAUGUGGCUUCAUAUGCUUCUUGCGGUUGGUUUCGGCCACGAUGGCACCCAAACUUUUCCUUUCGCCAAGUUACGUCAGCAUGUUGGAGAAACUCAGUGGGCAAGGCGAGAGCAAGAGUUCAAAGGGCCCAUGAUGGCAGCCUUUGGGGCAUGGAAAGAGAAUGAAGUGAGGCGAUACAAUGGUGACUUGUGGGAGAUGAGAAAGAGCAUGGAGAAGGUGGAGCGGAAGGAAAUGACCAGCCAGGAAUUUCUGGAUUGGGCUUUCGACAUGCAUAGGGAGAAGGGAUAUUGGCUCCCAAGCUAA
Penicillium malachiteum is the source of this 1479-nucleotide messenger RNA. Its product is annotated as phosphotransferase family protein. The transcript is spliced from 2 exons. The record is from RefSeq and is a predicted model, not a curated record. The coding region runs from base 1 to 1479 and encodes 492 amino acids. NCBI's taxonomy places the organism in Eukaryota, Fungi, Ascomycota, Eurotiomycetes, Eurotiales, Aspergillaceae.